ACGCGCGCGGGCCGGCAGUGGCGGUCGUACGUACGCGGCGGGACCAGAGCUCGCGCAUGCGCGCCCGUACCGUCCGCCGCCGAACGGCAGCUGUUCCGCGUGCACACGACCGGGGCCGGGACCGAGCCGGCCAGCUCGAUACCGCGCGCCGUCGCCCGUCGGUGUGGGCCCCACGCGCGUGAACCAGUGCGAGGACGACCGCCGCCGCGUCGCGUUACGUACCGCGCGGUUCUUUAUUUAGCGCGUGCGUUUUUCCUUGAGCGUCGAGCCCCCCGGACCCAGCCGGGGCCGGUGAAAAAGCCCGCCAAAAAGCAGACCCCCCGCCGCCGCCGCCGCCGCCAUGGAAGUCAAGAAACGGUACAUAUGGUCCGACCGGGAGACCGAACACUUUAUCAGGCUCAUCAUCGACAUGGGCAUGACCAACAUGUUGGACAGCAAGAGAAAAAGAAAUUCAGAUCUUUAUUCCAGUCUAGUUGAACCAAUGGCAGCUGCGGGUUUCAAUAGAGAUGCGACGCAACUGAGAACCAAAUGGAAACACUUGAAACAAGAUUACAAAUUAGAGUUGGUGAGAAUUGAUAAAAACGGUGCUGCGAGUUCAAGAAUGUCGUACUUUCAUUUGCUUCACGAAGUAUUGAGCUGCAAACCAAGCAAUGCUAUGACUUACCUUUGUGAAGUUGUUUCGAAUUCUCCUCCACGACUCGACACCGUAGAGGGUAUUAAGACUGAAUACAUGGAUGACAUGAAAAUGGACUCAGACUUCUACAGAGUGGCCGAACCGCAAGUCGACAUCAUUCAGACGUGCGACGUAGAAACGCAGACGGAAGGUACGCCGGAACAGCACGUAUUGCAAAAGUUGCACGCGUUGGAAAACACCAUCAACGUCCUGAGAGAAGAUUGGCGGAGAGAUCGGGAAAUGCAAAACAUACUGAUGGAAAAACACACGAGAAAGUUGUUGGAGCACCAGAAAACGCUGAUGGACAAUUUCUUUGCAAAAACCAAAUCGCAUUUAUUGAAAACCAAAAAUAAAGACUGAAGUUCGCGUUCUGGUGCGUCGCAGAACUCUGCAGCUGCAUCGAUUAUGUUCGUAACGCGAUUCUUUGUACCUCAAAGAACAUAUUAUUAUUAUUAUUAUUAUUUUAUUAUAUUAUAACUGAUGCAUACCUAUGUUUGUAAUACUCGGUUACAAAAAUGUAUGUAGGUAUUUCACGUUAAUGUUUAGCAUGUGUAAAUAUACGUUAUUGUACUAAAUUUAAAACUAUAUUAUAAUAUUAUGUCGUAAUAAUAAUUUUAGGACGGGACACUUUUCUCGGUAUAUGUAUAUAUAUAUAAUACUCAUUGACACUAAGAUAAAUAAAAAAAAAUUAUUCGUAUCAUAAAUAA
Messenger RNA from Aphis gossypii (cotton aphid), 1380 nucleotides. RefSeq lists its product as uncharacterized. The coding region runs from base 341 to 1033 and encodes 230 amino acids. The transcript is spliced from 3 exons. NCBI's taxonomy places the organism in Eukaryota, Metazoa, Arthropoda, Insecta, Hemiptera, Aphididae. The record is from RefSeq and is a predicted model, not a curated record.